AUGGCAACAGGAAGCGCGGCAAAUGUGACUCGGAUAAUGUUGGCAGUGGACGUGUCAACUAUGGUUGGUUACCCUAUCGCUUGCAUAAGUAGCUUAGGAGCUUUUAAGUGGGCUAUUCAAAAGAUCGUUCGAUCGAACGUUUCUGAUUUCGAGCUUCUCCUCCUCCAUGUUCCAUCUGAUCAAGCUUUCUGUAAGCGCGUGAUUGUAUUAGGGUUUUCUAGACUAUGUGAUAAUGCUGUUCGUGUUUGUGGCGGCGACAUUGGCAAAAUAUAUACGUCUCCCGAGUGUUUCGAGACCAUGGAGUCCAGAGACCAUGCGAGAGGUCUUCAUUUGCUGGAAUACUUUGUCAAAAGGUGUAAAGAGAUUGGGGUUGCUUGCCAGGCCUGGAUCGUGACAGGCGAUCCGAAGACUGCUAUCUGUCUCGAAGCAAGGAGGAUCCAACCUGAUCUCCUUGUCAUGGGUAGUAGAGCACUCAGUCUUGUCUAUCUGUCUAUCGGUACAUCUGUGAGUGACUUUUGUUUGAAGCAUGCUGAGUGCCCCGUUGUACGCAUCAAGCGCAGACCAGAUGAAGCACCACUAAACCCUCUAUAUGACUGA
Hibiscus syriacus is the source of this 597-nucleotide messenger RNA. RefSeq names its product universal stress protein A-like protein. Lineage: Eukaryota; Viridiplantae; Streptophyta; Magnoliopsida; Malvales; Malvaceae. The coding region runs from base 1 to 597 and encodes 198 amino acids. Gene Ontology annotation, molecular function: AMP binding. The record is from RefSeq and is a predicted model, not a curated record. The transcript is spliced from 4 exons.